Messenger RNA from Aspergillus chevalieri, 2211 nucleotides. Its product is annotated as CCCH zinc finger and SMR domain protein. Lineage: Eukaryota; Fungi; Ascomycota; Eurotiomycetes; Eurotiales; Aspergillaceae. Gene Ontology annotation, biological process: negative regulation of DNA-templated transcription. Bases 1 to 2211 code for a protein of 736 amino acids. The transcript has 3 exons. Gene Ontology annotation, cellular component: nucleus. Gene Ontology annotation, molecular function: metal ion binding; RNA binding. The record is from RefSeq and is a predicted model, not a curated record.
AUGGUGGCAGAAGACGUCCUUGAUAGCUGCCUGCGUCUCCUUCAGGAUGCCGCUCUUGAUGAAGAGGAGCAGGCGGAGAAGGUGGAGGACUUUCUACGCGAGAAGACAUCUUUAACAGGAUCUUCAUUGGAGAAUGCGGUGCUUGACAUCCUCUGGCGCCAUCGAAAUCGUUCCGUGCCAGAUUCCUCUCCUCCUCCGCGACACACCAUCAUCCGCCGAUCAUCGCCUGCGCCAUGGCAGAUGGCUCGUUCAUCCACUCCCUUAUCACCCGCAUCCAACCUGGGAACGAGCCCCGGCAGUACAUCCUGGUUACACAGCUCCCGCGGGACUUUCUCUCGAGCUCCUCUCUCCGCGACCGUCUCGCCAUUUUCCUCCCCGCGUCCGUCCCCCAGACUUGCUUUGGCUCAACCGAUUCCCCAUUCCCCGAACUUGAACGCAUACGAAUUCUCUGAUCAAACUCAAGCGUCGGAUUACUUCUACGGUGACCUUGGUAAUGACAGCAACGUGGAUUGGCUGGUGGCCGAUGAUGCCAAUAGUACUACUUCCUCCAUUGGAGGGCUCAGUGCGUCUGGUUCUCUCAGUGCCACAGCUCCCGAAUUUGUACCUGAUAUGAGCCCUCACGAUAUUCUCCGGACGGUGCUUGGCGACAAGAGAUCAAAUGAGGAGAUCGAGACGGCGUUGGAAGCAAAUAGCUAUGACCUGGGUGCGACAAUUGCCUCACUCACCCAGAAUGACGGGGAAUCAUUGUCGAAUCAGUCAGAUGAUGGUCGGAUUGUGGUGGGGAAAUCUAUGGCGAUAGAACAGCCCCAAUUAGUUACCUCUACGGCGCAGAACCGGAGUCCCGUGGUCUGCAAAUAUUGGCUUUCGACUGGACAAUGCCUUCGUGCUGAUUGCCGGUUUAGUCAUGAUUUAACCUCCCAUGUUUGCAAAUACUGGGUGAUGGGCAAUUGCCUGGCCGGGGAUGGAUGUCCAUUUUCGCAUGACCCUUCAGCCCUCAUUUCCAACAUCAGUGUGCAAGACGACAACCAGCAACUCAACGCCGGCUCAUCAUUUCCCGUUGACAAUGCUGCAGACGCGUUCCCUCCCCUGCAGUCACCCGCCCUGGGCGAUCCAUGGGCGAAUCAGUACACGAGCAAAUAUCCAGCUCAUCUUUCGGGAAUGGGAGGCAGUAGAGCCGGUUCGCACCUACAAGUCCAUGGCGGCAGACGCAACGGAAGCACGGGCAAUGUUUCACGCCCUCACUCGCGCCCAACCAGUCGACAACAGCAUCGCGAGCUGAAUCCGACUGCUCCGUCAGUUGAUGAUCCCGAUGCAUUUCCGACUCUUGGUACAGUGACUGCAAAGAACGCAGGGAAGAAGCAUGGGAAACGAAAUGCACGAGAAUACCAGUCUGGCAAGGAAAACCACCCGACUUCCCUCGCAGAUGUUGUACGUAUGACCCCAUCUCCCGCUCCUGGGAAGGGGAAGCCCUCGUCGAGAAACGGUCGGGAUGGAUUCAAGAGCCGCGAAAACACCGCAGCUGCUCAGUCUAUUCCGGCCCCGCAGAAUAUCCCGUGGCUGGAGACUGGUUCGCGAGCAAACCAGCAAUAUAUCAAGUAUCGUACUGAGGCUAUUCGUCAUGGCACAGUGAGGAACAAGUUUCUGCAGAGUGCGGCGCAAGCCUGGAAUCGAAACGAUGCUAGGGCUGCAAAAGCUCUGUCACUUCGGGGUCAAGCAGAGAACGAAGCCAUGCGGAAGUGUCAUCGUGAGGCAGCACGGCAAUUAUAUGAAGAACGCAACAAACAUCUGCUCACGAUGGGGCUUGAUGACUCUACCGAGGAACUCUACGUCGACCUGCAUGGCCUUCACCCAGAGGAGGCUAUCGAAUACCUAGAGAAAAUUCUGCUCAAGCAUGCCCGUGAAGGCCGCCGUGUUCUCUAUGCCAUUACAGGCACCGGUCACCAUUCAAAAAAUGGAAAGGACAAGAUUGGGAAGGCCGUCAAGACAUGGCUCAACGAGUGGCGGUAUCUGUUUCGCGAGUUUAGCGUCCCCGGUGAACGGGGUGGGUACGUUGGUGGUAUUCUGGGCAUUGAUCCCACCAGCUACGACCGGUCACUUGCAAAGAGCCUUGAAGAAGAAAUAAAAGACGACGACAACCGGAAUCAACCCACUAUAUCUAUGGGCAAGAUUCAGCUUCUUAGACGCGAAGACUUGGAACCGCAGAGCAACUGA